AGGGGUGCUAGACCUGGUGGGGUGCAGACAUCUAGAAUAAGGGGCAGCCUGCGUGGAAGGGGGACUUCCAGUGGCUGCCUGCCCUGCCCUGUGCCUGGACCAUGAAACUUACCCUGCUGUGUGGGCUGCUGGCGAUGGCUGGCUUGACUCCGGCCCAAGGCGGGCUUUUGAACCUGAACAAGAUGGUCCGGCAGGUGACUGGGAAGACGCCCAUCCUCUACUACUGGCCCUAUGGCUGUUACUGCGGAUUUGGUGGCAGAGGCCAGCCCAAAGAUGCCACAGACUGGUGCUGCCGGAAACAUGAUUGCUGUUAUGCCAACCUGAAGACCCAUCGCUGCAGGACCCAGACAGACUAUUACAAAUUCACCUUUUCCCAGGGAGCCAUCCAGUGCUCUGACAAGGGCAGUUGGUGUGAGCAGCAGAUAUGUGCCUGUGACAAGGAGGUGGCUUUAUGUCUGAAGCAAAACCUGGAUAGCUACAACAAGCGCCUGCGUUACUACCUGCGGACCCAAUGCCAAGGCCAGACCCCUACGUGCUAGGACAGCCUGCCCUGUCUGUCUGUCUGCCCCCUGGACCUUAUGCAUUCCAGGGCAUCUUGAGCUCUGAAGUCCUGAAAGCUUGCUCACAUCCUCCUAGUUCCUAGCCACCCAGACCAGCUGACUUUUAAAGCCCUCCCUGGUAGCAGGGCCUGGCCUUGGCCUCUCCCUCUAGCUGCUUCUCUGGCCAUCUGGAUCCUUCCAGAAAGGCACAGUUGUCUCCCAAGAGAAAGGCUGAGGCCAAAGAACGGUCUGAAGACCUGUAUGGAGGCCUGGCUCGUGGCCACUGCCACCCCUAUGCCCUGCUGGUCCUGCUCACGCCCGCAGCUGAGUGGCUGCUAUAAAGGACGGUUUUACUCUUUCUGUCCACGGCUUUCUCUGUUCACCUUACUCCAGGGUAAAGACCACUGCUUCCCUGUCCCUGGCUAGGGUGUGGAGUCCUGUAGGGGAAGCCAUGUCUCUCGUGGAAUUAAUGACACCCUCAUGUCCAGGGCAGCUUCAUAACCGAGCAGGGGCUCUGACACGACCCCUGAGUCAAUGGCUGGGAAAAGCCAGGCUCUUGUUAUCUAGGCUUCAGGGCCUGACCUAUGCUUUCCCACUCCCCACCACAACCCUGGGCUUGCUCAGGAGCCUCCCACAACAAUGCCCUGGACCCUCUCCUCUGGAACAGAGGCCUUCCCUGGCUGGCCUUCUUCUUCCCCAAAUUUAAGGACUCCUUUGUGUUGGCCCAUCUAGGUGGUACUGCACCCCAACUUUCUCCUGGGACCAAGUUGUUGUGACAUCCCCAGAAAUUUGAACCUUCACUGCACUUGCCUUUGUCCCUAGGCCUCGCCUGUUUUCCUGGUUCCCUUACACAGGUUUGUCCAAUAAAGCACUGGCAUAGCCA
Messenger RNA from Jaculus jaculus (lesser Egyptian jerboa), 1422 nucleotides. It is a transcript of the gene Pla2g2d, whose product is annotated as phospholipase A2 group IID. Gene Ontology annotation, biological process: negative regulation of T cell proliferation; lipid catabolic process; phospholipid metabolic process. The record is from RefSeq and is a predicted model, not a curated record. The transcript is spliced from 4 exons. The coding region runs from base 102 to 539 and encodes 145 amino acids. NCBI's taxonomy places the organism in Eukaryota, Metazoa, Chordata, Mammalia, Rodentia, Dipodidae. Gene Ontology annotation, molecular function: calcium ion binding; phospholipid binding.